CCUCCUCGUCUCCCUCCCGCUCCUGGGAAAGCGAAGCCGUCGCUUUAAGGGUGGCUGUGAGAAUCACUCGGCGUCUCGGGGAGGGGACCGCGCCCGCCCCCUUGGAACCUCGGAGUGCGGCCGAUACAGGUUACAAAAUGUCCUCCUAUGCUUGAAAUCUACAGACUACAUGUUCUUCAAGAACUAAGCCGUGGUUUUUCAUCUUCUGGAAGUACACAUAAGCAUAAAUAUGAUGCCAAAACUCAUUUUCAUUUUCUGACUGCAGUUGAUUCGGACAUACUUCUGUGUUGAAGAGAAGUAUACUGAGGACGUUCAUUGUUCAGAGACUGUCGUGUAGGAUCAUGGACCAUUCUAACAGGGAGAAAGAUGACAGACAACGGACAACUAAAACCAUGGCACAAAGGAAUACACACUGUUCCCGACCAUCUGGCACCUCAGCAUCCUCUGGAGUUCUCAUGGUGGGACCCAACUUCAGGGUUGGCAAGAAGAUAGGGUGUGGGAACUUCGGAGAGCUCAGAUUAGGUAAAAAUCUCUACACCAAUGAAUAUGUAGCCAUUAAACUGGAACCAAUAAAAUCACGUGCUCCACAACUUCAUUUAGAGUACAGGUUUUAUAAACAGCUUGGCAGUGCAGGUGAAGGCCUCCCACAGGUAUAUUACUUUGGACCAUGUGGGAAGUACAAUGCCAUGGUGCUGGAGCUCCUUGGCCCUAGCUUGGAGGACUUAUUUGACCUCUGUGACCGAACGUUUACUUUGAAGACGGUGUUAAUGAUAGCCAUCCAGUUGCUUUCUCGAAUGGAGUAUGUACACUCAAAGAAUCUCAUUUACCGAGAUGUGAAACCAGAGAACUUCUUGAUUGGCCGACAAGGCAAUAAGAAAGAACAUGUAAUACACAUAAUAGAUUUUGGACUGGCCAAGGAAUACAUUGAUCCUGAAACCAAAAAACACAUACCUUACAGAGAGCACAAAAGCUUAACUGGAACUGCACGAUACAUGUCUAUCAACACGCAUCUCGGCAAAGAGCAAAGCCGGCGAGAUGAUUUGGAAGCCCUAGGCCAUAUGUUCAUGUACUUCCUACGCGGCAGCCUACCCUGGCAAGGACUCAAGGCUGAUACAUUAAAAGAGAGAUAUCAAAAAAUUGGUGAUACCAAAAGGAAUACUCCCAUCGAAGCUCUCUGUGAGAACUUUCCAGAGGAGAUGGCAACCUACCUUCGGUAUGUCAGGCGGUUAGAUUUCUUUGAAAAACCUGAUUAUGAGUAUUUACGGACCCUCUUCACAGAUCUGUUUGAACGGAAAGGCUACACCUUUGACUAUACCUAUGAUUGGGUUGGAAGGCCUAUUCCUACUCCAGUAGGAUCAGUUCAUGUAGAUUCUGGUGCAUCUGCAAUAACUCGAGAAAGUCACACACACAGGGAUCGGCCAUCACAGCAGCCUCUUCGAAAUCAGACUGCAUCAUCAGAGCGCCGAGGAGAGUGGGAAAUCCAGCCCAGCCGGCAGACCAAUACCUCAUACCUGACGUCUCACUUGGCCGCAGACCGCCAUGGGGGUUCAGUACAGGUGGUUAGUUCAACCAAUGGAGAGCUGAAUGUUGAUGACCCCACUGGAGCUCACUCAAAUGCACCAAUCACAGCUCAUGCCGAGGUGGAGGUAGUGGAGGAGGCUAACUGCCUGAAAAUGCUCAACCUGUGGUGCUGCUGUUUCUUUAAGAGGAAAAGGAAGAAGACUGCUCAGCGACACAAGUGACCAGUGCCUCCCAAGAGUCCUCAAGUCCUGGGGACUCUGGCUCCAAUUGCACCUGCAGCUCCUGCCAUUUCUCAUUGGAAGGGACUCCUCUGUGGGGGAGGGUGGAGAUCCAAACCAAAAAGAAGAAAACAGAUGCCCCCAGAAGGAGCCAGUGCAGGCAGCCAGGGCCCAGUGGGCCAGUGGCAAUCCCUCUGUCUGAGCUCUGAGCAGGUCCAGAGCUGCUGCUUCUCCACUGCUUGCCCUUGGGCUAUCUGGUUGACUCUCUUCCCAUUGUUUACAGUGAAGGUGUCAUUCACAAAAACUCAAGGACUACUAUUCUCCUCCCUCCUCUUCCUUUACUCCUGGCUCUUACACCACCCUCAACCCUUUCCAGCAUAAAAACUACUAAGCUAAAGGCUCUUUCAAGUAGCUGGUGGUGUGGCCUAGAAGGUAGGAGGAAGAUGACAACCCUGGGCUGGAGGACUUCUCCACUUCCCAGGUGUGUCUAGUAGGAUGACUUCCUUUCCCUCUGUGCCUGGGUGACUCCAGCCCAGCUGGCCACAGGAUUCAGGUCCUUCCCUCUGUUCCUCCCUUCCUCCCCUGCUCCUGUGAAGUUACACUGUAGGACACAAGCUGUGAGAAAUCUGCAGUCUACUGUCCCUGUGUGUUGACAUUCUUAGCUUUUUUGAUAAGCAACUCCCUUGCUCCGACUGUAGCAAAACACACCUGUGGUUCUGAGCAAAGGAAAGGAAACUGACUUUAUUGCACUUUUAGUUUUGGGGGGUUUUGUUUUUGUUUUAUAAACAACAUGGCAGAUGCAUAUUGUGUCUGGUUAUAUUGGUUGGGGGGUGCUUUUUUCUGUUUCAAGGGGGAUGGGCCAGCCAAGCCAUUCAGAGAAAACGUGGGUCCAGAGGACAUUCUUGAUGGAGUGAUUUGCAGCCCUUGGAAGAGAAGAAGCCAAACUUUGUGUCAUCCUGAGUGAAUUCUCAGGUUGGCAAGGAAACAUACUUGAAUUUUCAUUCAUCUUCUCCGCUGCAGAGAAAAGUCCCCACCAGAGCCCCUUGACCUAAUCAGCCUAGAGCUUGAAAGCCCUGCUCCUGAGCACUUGGGAUGAGCACCAAGCUGGACUGUGAUCAACCAGGAAGGCACCUCAUCUCAGAGAGGAGAUACUUAACAACAAAGCAAAAUUUCUGUUUCCUCCACUGCCAGGGACUUCCUACUAGAUAGCCAUGUGACUUUCUGUUGACUUGGGGGACAACAUUAGUGACUAAACAGCCACCACUAUAUUGCCAGUAGUGGACGAAAGAGGGCAGCAAAUCUGCCUUCCAACUUGCCAGAGGAGCCUCAGGAUGCAGCAUCCUGAGGCCGGGAAAAGAUAUCAGCGUGUCAUGUCUGCCCCAAGACUGAGUUAGAGCAUCUAGACUGGUCUGCCUUAGAAAUCAAGCCUGUGAUGAUCUUGGAGCAGGUCCAUAGCAGCAAGCUUAAAACUUGGUACAUGGGGCUGCAGUAAGCAGGAAAGGUAAGAUUGGUUGGUGCUGGGAAAUUCCAGGGGAAAAUGAAUCUGUAAUGAAAGGUCUAAAAUUCUGUCUUAGCAAUUGAACAGAGACUCUUUCCAGAUAAUAUGACCGUAUAUUAGCAUGUGUUCCCCAGUACACUUUGUACCUGCCACAAUGGCAUCUUCACUGGACAUGCCACUGUGCUGCAUCACUGGUCGCAUAAAUAGUGUGUGUGUGGGGGGUACUCUUCUCAUGUUCUGUUUUCAUUUUGGUGACAUUUCCAAGGAUUAUUCACGUGAUCAAAGAGGUCUUAUAUCUGGGUAUAAAGAGCUGCCCGCAUAGGGCAGCGACUAGUGACUUAGUGCAGCGCAGGACUCUGCUUGUAUAUGUAGAAAACUGGAGGACGUCAGGACUCUUUGUGGUCAUGUUUCAGAAAUCAUAUCAAACGGAGCAGAGUUUAUGCGCCUUGUGUGUUCUGUUGGACCUUAGCUAGGGAACCUCUCUCUUUACUGGCUUCAGACCUGCUCAGCCUUUGUAAAGAUUGUUACUCAGUCAUUUAUUUACAAAAAAGAAAAAUGUUUUUCUCCAUGAAACAGAGUGGCAGGGAGAAGUCAGGUCAAACCCCUUCCUCAUAAGGAAUUUGAGUGUUAGGAUUUGCUUCCUUCUUAUUAUGUAGUAGUUAAAGCUCAUCACUAAAAUUUACAUAGUCCCUCGUUUGACAUGUGGACAACUCUGACUUCCCCUACAGAAACUUAAAAAUCCUCGUACCAGGAAAUGGUGGCAAGGCCUAGAGCAUCCUGGCACUCUGUCCCACUAAGUGCCUCCCCAACCCUGCCUCCACAGUAAAGCAAAAGGCAGUGAUGAGUUCGGCUGCAGGGUAGAAUGCCCUGUAGCUGGGCCUAAGACUUCUUUUUUGUCUUAACAUAUUUUUAUAGGCUAGCUCUUGAGAGGUUGGACCUGAGUGGUUUGUGGGAGUGGGGAAGGGUCCUCCCUAAUGCACUGUUGACACCCUCCAGCCCCACAAAUCCCUUCCUUUCUAGAUAUUUGGGUUUUGUAACAUAGGUCCCUUUAACUUGCAGGGCAGCAGUGAUCCUUUCAAGGCCAUUGACACUCCAAAGUGGUCCCAAAGCUGGGCAAUUCUCUUAUUAUCUUCCUUAAAUUUUUAAUUCUGAAUUCUCUAGAAAAACUGCUCAUCUGUUACAACCCCACCAGCACAUCAGACUCCUUACACAUCCCUGUUUCUGUCAGUUGCCUGGCUGCAAGCUCAGCCAGAUCCUAGGGCAUAGGCACUCCCCUCAUCAAAGUCCACUGUUCCAACUCAGUUGUGAGACCUAAUGAUGGUUUACGUUAGGACUGAUGCAUUUACUUCCUCUUAAGACUGACUCAUCUGUUCUAGAGACGGGCAUUUGAUGCUGUACUAUUUGGACUUUCCUCCAGCUUUGCUGUCCUUGAGUGAGGCAUUGCAACCUGAGCAGACUUGGGUACAAGAAGGCCAGCGGUUACAACAAGGUGUCUUUGCAGUGUCUAGUCAUACAAGUGGAUCUUGAGAGUUCUCGCCCCAGACUGCCCACAAGGCUGCGCUGAAUGUGCCAGCACCUACUGAGCACUCAUGACUGCCUUAAUUAACAGUCUUCUAUUGUGGGUCUGUCUAGGAGCAAACAGGGUCUUGUAAAGGAAUGUGUACAUCAGGUGACUACGUAAGUCUCCAGUUCAAGUCCCAUUUCAAUUGAAACGAACUAUGUGAGACAGCAAGGAUCCUAAGGUUCCUGAAAGUGUUAGUUUCAUUUUCAUUUUUAGAGACAAGAACUCAAACAGCCCAUGUCCAUUAGCCAGAUGGUGUCCAUCUUCUGUAAAGUAACUUCCAGUUUAGUUCAGAGGAAAACUAUGCUAUAAUGCUUAUUUAAUGUUGAUAUCCAUUGUUAGCAACCACUUGUAAUGCCAGCAAUGGUAAUGUUAUGUUAAAGUGGUUACUAAGGAUCAUAGCCUUAAUAUUAAAAAUAAUGUAAAAGAUAAUUCAUUCCCCUCCAUAUUGAGCAAGCAUGGCUGCAUUUCUCAGUAACUUCCUCAGAAGCCUAGGAAGCAUUUCCUCAAAGGAACUUGUUCUCUAUCUUCCAGUGCAUCCCUUCCAAGCCCACGUGACUCCUAUGUCCCAGUCGCCUCUUCCAAGUUUCAUACUGAAACCAGUUUUCCAUUCUUGUUUAGUUGCCCUGAUAAUGAUUUGUCCAGUGUCCAGUCAUGCCAGGGCUUGAGUUUUUAAGACCAGGAGUUUGCAUGGUCAUACAACCAACAUUGCCUUUGCCAAGCCACUGCCACCAUCUGCUCCAUUGCCCCAAGUGGGUAGGUGUUGCGGGAGGUCCUUCCGCUCCUCCAGCCUAUAGCCGCUGAGAUACCAGCCCAUUGGG
This is a messenger RNA of Microtus ochrogaster (prairie vole), 5619 nucleotides long. It is a transcript of the gene Csnk1g1, whose product is annotated as casein kinase 1 gamma 1. Lineage: Eukaryota; Metazoa; Chordata; Mammalia; Rodentia; Cricetidae. Gene Ontology annotation, biological process: protein phosphorylation. The record is from RefSeq and is a predicted model, not a curated record. Gene Ontology annotation, molecular function: protein serine/threonine kinase activity; ATP binding.